UUAUUAGGUUUUGGAUGUUGUGCGGGGGUUUACAGUACGGAAGUUCGGCUGCGGCGGGGCUGCGAGCGGCGGGGGGAAGCGGCCUGGAACGUAGAUUGUUGAAGACAUGGCAGCGCCAGGAACUCCAGCCUGCUACUCCGGCGUCGCUCGGGACUCCGCCGCCUUCCGUCUCAUGAAACAAAUGGGCUGGGAAGAAGGUGAAGGCCUUGGCAAAGAAAAGCAAGGCAUUAAGGGUCAUAUUAGAGUGAAAAACAAGCAGGACACAACAGGAAUUGGCUUGGAUAAUGCUUCUAAUAACUGGGCGUUUGAUACUUCCCAAUUUGACAAUAUUCUUAAAAGACUACAAGUGCAAGUAGCUGCACCUGAUGAGAAAGAAGCAAGACUGAGAGAUGAUGAAGAAAUAGAAUAUACAAAUGAUACAUCAAGUAAGGAUUCAGUCAUGAAGGUCACUCGGCCUCAAGGAAGGUACAAGAAAAGAGAGAGGGGCAAGAGUGUGAAUGCAUACUCGGCCAAGGAUCUUCAAGGAAUACUUGUUAGUAAAGCUGAGGACAGUAGCCAGACUGAUCUUGAUGUAGAAAAUGGAACUUUGUACACGUUAGCUGAUUCUAAUCAGGAAGCAAGCUGCAAAGAUGAAAAUGCACAGUGGUGGGGUAACAAACUUGGAUUCAUUUCUGGAGGUUUUCUUGGGGCCAAAUUUCAUGCUACUAGAUCCUCCUUACCAAAAGAUUCUGUACCUCCAGAUUCAAAUAAGCGCAAAACAUUCGCUGAAGAAGAUCAAGAAAAUUUGUAUAAGCUUGUUCAAGACAAAGCUACAACAGGAAAACAAGGGCUUGGGGUCAAGGAUCAGCCGAAGAAGAUCGCUGGUUGCCACUGGAAGGGGAAAAAGACAUCUUUCGUCAACAGUGACAUUGAGCACUCUGAUGAUUCUAAUGGCCCAGCAAAGAGGAAUAAGAUUGAGGAUGUAGAGGCCAAAGAUGUUGCGCAGCCAAAGAUAAAGCUAAAGAAGUUGUGCAGAGUGCUUCUUAAUCAGGAACCUUCACAGUCAAUGAAGUUGAAGAAGCUUAAACUACACAUUGAGGCAUGCUCUAGUUCUCUCCUGUCCGACUUUUCCUCAAAGCAUGAGGCUUUGUCGUACUUGAAGAGGAAGUUAGAAGGCAGCAAGACAUUCAUAGUGGAAGGCAAGACCGUUUCACUGGCCGCGUGAAAAAUCAUCAUUUUAGAGUGUAAGUGUAGUACAAACAGUCGUAUUUAUUAUUCAAUUUGUCAUUCCAUUGUACGGUACGUGUCAUACUCCCUUACAACAGAAAUUUUGCGAGCGCCAAUUUGUUGCUUCGUACUCGUCAUCAAAUUCAAGUUGUUAUUGUGUGAUUUAAUUGUA
Molecule: messenger RNA, 1378 nt
Organism: Zingiber officinale
Lineage: Eukaryota; Viridiplantae; Streptophyta; Magnoliopsida; Zingiberales; Zingiberaceae
Product: G-patch domain-containing protein 1-like
Exons: 11
Coding region: 107-1204 (365 amino acids)
Biological process (GO): regulation of ribosome biogenesis
Cellular component (GO): nucleolus
Molecular function (GO): nucleic acid binding
Source: RefSeq, a predicted model, not a curated record